CGUGAGCCACCGCGCCCAGCCGCAUGCAGCCUCUUUAAACUUUUUCCUGUUUCAGCUGAACGCCUUGUGAUCUGGGCUUUUUUCUAGCCCAGUCUUCCCUUGGGCAAGGGGACUUCCCAGACUCCAGACCACCUCACGCCUUGAAGACACGGUCAUCUCCUCCUACCUCUCUGCUUGCUCCAUCCUGGCCUCCUCCUCCUCCCACCCCUUCAAAGGAAGACCUGUCCCCCGAAGAAAUGUGCUCUCCCUUUUCAUUUUCCAUACCUACUUCCCUUCCCUCUGCCCUCGAUCCAGACACUGCCUUGGCUUCACACGGGAGCCAUUUCUGGGGGACACCAGUUUACCUGGGGGCACUCCCCCAGUGCUUGUCUGGGCAGUGACUCCCUUGACUCAGCAGCCUUGAGGUCCCUCCUGCACUGGCCUGCAGGAUGGGUCGGGUUCUCUGCAGUAGAUAUUGGUGGCCUUCAAGGACCAGAGGUAGUUGAGAAAGCGUAGGUCUCACCCCACACUUCCCCAUCGGGUGGCAUGUUACACGAAAUCAACUCUCAGACCCAACAGCUACCCUACUGGAAACAUCUGUUAGCACGAAGCACAGAAACAGACACCCCGCCUCUGCCCAUGAGCUCCGGGAAGUCCCACUCUGUCCCGUCACAAAAGCUUUUGUCAGGGCGAAUUCAAGGACAUGCUCACCAAUGACUAGCUAACCUCCAGUCGGAGCAUCACCUGUGGGGGCCCAGAACCACUCAGAGAAAGUUCCAGACCCAGGGCACUGCCCUGCUGGUGGCUGGGCUGGUCCAGGCACAAGCAGAGGGGACUUGUGGUGCUUCUUCCCAGGCACACAUCUUCAGUAACACUUUUUUUACUACAGAACAAUGAUUUCUGACCCUCCCGUGCUAAUGCACAGACCCUCUGCUGUGACAGUAGACAACCACAUUUGAAGUGCUGGCUGUGGCUGCCCCUGGAGGGUAGACUGCUGCUCAGGUCUUUCAAAAACACCAACUAAAAUUAACUCACAUGCCCACAAAAUCACAGCAGCGCUGAGGCGAUAACAGCCAGCACAGCUGCCUGACCGUGGCCCCUGCUGGGCUCCGUGCUCUUGCCCCACGAUGGCCACCUCUCUGCAAGGCACGCAAGACACCUCACCUUCUGCUUCGGGGGUCCCUCUGACCCAAGUUGGCCCCCACCUUGUCCAGUCAAGCCACUGACCCAGUGUGUUUUCUGGCCAGUCAGAUACUCCCACCCUUAGGUCUCUGCAGCCCUCACCUCUGGGCAAAGGCCUGCGCUGGGGUCACCAGCAGGGUCGGAUUCCAACCUAUUCUGGAAGGUUGAAGGGGUGAGAUAUAAAAGAAAGUGGAGGUGGAGGUGGGGAUGGGCUGAGGGGCCAAAAGAUGUACUGGGGAAGAGGGCAUUUCUUGGGGUCCUCCAACGUCCCGGCUCAUGAGCUUCCCCCUCCAAGGGAGCAACCUGAGGUACACGGAGUGGCCUUGUGACAAGGACACAGAACACACCUCCACCUUGGCUUGGGACUCCUGCAGCCUAUGCAGCCAGCUCUUCUUCGCCCACCCUCUUCUCCUGGGAUCUGCUGCUCUGGAACUUCCCUCUACCUCUGGACUCUGCCUUCAGCCAGGGUCGGGGACAGCAGGAAGGCAGAUCCCAUUGCAGACAGGCCUGCCUUCCUUGGGGCCUCGCGUAAAUCCACAGGAAUCUGCUGGGGCUCUGCCCUCUGGCUGGGGCAGGUGGAACUGGCUAGAUUGGUGGUGGGGGGACCACUGUGCUUGCCAUAGGGACUGACUCAGCUGCCCCACAGGGGAGCACAUUGGAGUAACAGGGGAGGCUGACCCGAGCCUGGCCCGGCUCCACACUCCCCACUCCCACCCUACCAUCAGAGACUCGCAUUUAAUUGCCAUUCAUUUCCCCUCUCUGAAUUCAACCUAGGCACAGAUCAAAUGAUUCCAUGAUGACAAACCGCUUGUCUCAACUGACCAGAUUCCUCUGGCAAACACUCCGCUGACCUUGGGCAGCUCCCUCUGCUCCCACCUCCUCGGGUCCUUGUGCUGCUGGGGCCUUGUGGAGUAGGCUGGACAUCAAUGAUAACACUAACAGUAGCCGGCCUUCCACCAAGCUCUUUACGUAGGGGACGCCUAUGUCUGUGCUUCACUGGCGUCAUCUCACAAGGCCCUGAGCUAGCAGGAAAUUGAGGUCUCAAGGGGAAAAGCCACCUGCCCCCAGUGACAGCCAGGAAGUGCAAGACUCUGACCCAACCCCCAUGCCUGCCAUCCCCAAACAUGGGCUCAAAACCCCUUCCCAGGGACAGCUGUGUCCACCCCUCAGCAGGAGGAGGAGACCCCACAGCACCAGGUGAGAGGAAGAAAACCGUCUACCGGAGUCUGUGCCUGGCCCUGGGCCUGCUCGUGGCCCUGACAGUGUUCCAGCGCAGUCUCACCCCUCGUCAGUUUCUGCAGGAGCCUCUGCCACCCACCCUGGAGCCACAGAAGGCCCAGAAACCAAAUGGACAGCUGGUGAACCCCCACAACUUCUGGAAGAACCUGCAAGAUGUGGCUGCGCCUACGCCCGUGGCCUCUCAGGGGCCCCAGGCUUGGGACGUGACCACCACUAACUGCUCAGCCAAUAUCAACUUGACCCGCCAGCCCUGGUUCAAGGGCCUGGAGCCGCAGUUCCGGCAGUUUCUCUUCUACCGCCACUGCCGCUACUUCCCCAUGCUGCUGAACCACCCAGAGAAGUGCGGGGGCGAUGUCUACCUGCUGGUGGUUGUCAAGUCGGUCAUCACGCAGCACGACCGCCGCGAGGCCAUCCGCCAGACCUGGGGCCGCGAGCGGGAGUCCGCUGGUAGGGGCCGAGGCGCAGUGCGCACCCUCUUCCUUCUGGGCAUGGCCUCCAAGCAGGAGGAGCGCACGCAUUACCAGCAGCUGCUGGCCUAUGAAGACCGCCUCUACGGCGACAUCCUGCAGUGGGACUUUCUCGACACCUUCUUCAACCUGACCCUCAAGGAGAUCCACUUCCUCAAGUGGCUGGACAUCUACUGCCCCCACGUCCCUUUCAUUUUCAAAGGCGACGAUGAUGUCUUCGUCAACCCCACCAACUUGCUAGAAUUUCUGGCUGACCGGCAGCCACAGGAAAACUUGUUCGUGGGCGACGUCCUGCAGCACGCUCGGCCCAUCCGCAGGAAAGACAAUAAAUACUACAUCCCCGGAGCCCUGUACAGCAAGGCCAGCUAUCCCCCGUACGCAGGUGGUGGUGGCUUCCUCAUGGCCGGCAGCCUGGCCCGGCGCCUGCACCAUGCCUGCGACACCCUGGAGCUCUACCCGAUCGACGAUGUCUUUCUGGGCAUGUGCCUGGAGGUGCUGGGCGUGCGGCCCAUGGCCCACGAGGGCUUCAAGACUUUUGGCAUCUCCCGCAACCGCAACAGCCGCAUGAACAAGGAGCCGUGCUUUUUCCGCGCCAUGCUCGUGGUGCACAAGCUGCUGCCCCCUGAGCUGCUGGCCAUGUGGGGGCUGGUGCACAGCAAUCUCACCUGCUCCCGCAAGCUCCAGGGAAGAGUCUUCUGUGAAAUGCCUCAGUCUCCCCAGAGGCCAGGUGGCCCUGGCAGGAGAAACUCAACCCUGUGCAGGCUCACAGGCACCCAGCAGUCCACACCCUGGUCUCCUGGGAGAGAGAGCCCAGCAGGCUCUUCGCAGCCCCAGGCCUGCCUGGAGACGGCUGCCUGUGCUCCAGGGCCUCGGCUCCUGGCUGUGUCCUGUAAGGUCUGGAAGGGCGACCGCUCUGACUACCUCAGCACCCCUCAGAACCUCCCUGGGGCUGCAGUCCUACCCUACCCCGACACAGGGCAGAAGAGCAGUGCUCCUGGCCCCCCGACGUCCCGGAGCUGCUGACCCCCACCCAAGGCGAGUUCCUCCCGCAGCCCCCACCAGCCCAGGCCUGGCUCCCUGGCUGGAAAGCAGCCGGUUUGGCCCUGGAAAUGGACAUUCCUCUAUUACUGUGAAGUUUUAUUUAUGAAGAAUUUGGAGGGAGAAGGCUCCAGGCUUCAGGAGGGGGUGGUGUCCUCCCUUCCCUUCCCUCAUUCCAGCUGCCUGCCCUCAGCACCCCCAGGCCCCUCACAGCCCAGCCCCCUCCAGAGCCCUGUCCCACCGCACCCUGCUUCUCCAGGGCCUAGCAGACCAGCAUCUGCCCGGUGAAGGGAUGGAUCAGCCGUGGGGGUGGGUGCAGAAAGUUGCCACCUCCUACCUCAGCGGGGGUCACCUAGGAAAGAUGGAGGGAUUGACACUAUUUUCUCAAUAAAAUGGGACCUUUUUUUUUUGUUUUUUUGUU
This is a messenger RNA of Cercocebus atys (sooty mangabey), 4326 nucleotides long. It is a transcript of the gene B3GNT7, whose product is annotated as UDP-GlcNAc:betaGal beta-1,3-N-acetylglucosaminyltransferase 7. Bases 2286 to 3890 code for a protein of 534 amino acids. The record is from RefSeq and is a predicted model, not a curated record. The transcript has 3 exons. Lineage: Eukaryota; Metazoa; Chordata; Mammalia; Primates; Cercopithecidae. Gene Ontology annotation, cellular component: membrane. Gene Ontology annotation, molecular function: hexosyltransferase activity.